GUGUGUGUGUGUGUGUGUGUGUGUGUGUGUGUGUGUGUCAGAUUAGAUGGAGACCUAGGCAAUUGUACUCCUCCUUCCCCUCCAAAGUUUUUCAAAGUUUGCAAAUUAUACAUCUAAAUUUUGGAUUUUAAAGCUUGAUUUUAGUAUAAUAGUAACAUGGCCUCUCAGGCGACAACCAAUUCGGUCAGAUACUCGGCCAAACCCAAAAAAAAAAGAACCUGGGCUCCGUAGCUCAUGAAUGUAUGGCCCUUCUUGCACCCUUUCCAAACUUUCUCCUCCCUCUGUCCCUCGCACGCCAACACAAUGCCUCUCCCUCCUCCGAUCCCUCACUCGCUCCAAAGCCCUCCUCCCCGGAAAACAACUCCAUGCUCUCCUCAUCUCCUCCGGCCUCCUCCUCAACUCCUCCACUUCUCUCCCCCUCCUCUCCAAACUCGCCACUUUCUACUCCCUCUGCGGCCACACCGUCCACGCCCGCCUCCUGUUCGACAAAACUCCCACGAAGAUGAAGACCCCCUUCCUCUAUAACGCCCUCAUCCGAGGCCACGUCCAAUGCGGCGUCCACAGCGACGCCCUUCACCUCUUUGCCCACAUGGUCUCCUCCGGCCACCGCCCCGAUAACUUCUCCUAUCCUUUCGCUCUCAAGGCUUGUAGCGAUCUCUCGCUGCUUCAUAUGGGGAGUGUAAUCCAUUGCAAGGCACUGGUUUCCGGGUUUGGUUCGGACGAGUAUGUUCAGAAUUCUCUGAUGGCUAUGUACAUGAAUUGUGGGGAUAAGGAGGCGGCGACAAUGCUGUUUGAUGGAAUGACCAACAGGACUGUUGUUUCUUGGAACACCAUGAUCGCAGGAUACGUGCAAAAUGGGUGCGAUGAGGAGGCAGUUUUGAUCUUCGAUUGGUCAGUGGGUUCUGGUGUGGAGAUUGAUCGGGCCACGGUGGUGUCGGUGCUACCGGCUUGUGCUCAUUUGAAGGACUUACGGAGGGGUCGACAGGUCCAUGAGUUGGUGAAGGAGAAGGGAUUCGGAGGGUAUGUUCCAGUGAGGAACUCUUUAAUUGAUAUGUAUGCAAAGUGUGGGAGCUUGGAGGAGGCAAGAAGUGUCUUCGAUAAUGGAAUGUGUGAGAGGGAUGUUGUCUCAUGGACUGCGAUGAUAGGAGGAUAUGCUCUAAAUGGAAGGGAGAGAGAAGCCCUUGCUCUUUCUUGCCAGAUGCAGUUGAUGGGAGUCGCACCCAAUUCAGUAACGAUGGCUUCUUUGCUCUCAGCUUGCAGUACAUUGGCAUCUAUAGAGCAUGGCAAAUGCAUUCAUGGGCUGUGCAUUAGGCUGAGGCUUGAAUUGGAUAUCAUUGUGGAGACUGCUCUUAUUGACAUGUAUGUCAAAUGCAAUAGCAUGAAACUGAGCUUGCUGGUGUUUGCCAGGGGGUCGAAAAGAGCAGGGACAUGGAAUGCAGUUAUUUCGGGGUAUGCCCGACAUGGGCGGGCAGGAGAUGCUAUAAAACAAUUCAAACUAAUGCUAGCAGAAGCAAUACGACCUGAUUUCGCUACGAUUGCAAGCCUCCUUCCAGCUUAUGCAGAAUCUGCAGACUUGCAGCAAGCCAAGAAUAUACAUUGUUACUUAUAUAGGAUGGGCUUCACUCGGAGUUUUGAGGCAAGCACUGGUUUGGUUGAUAUCUAUGCCAAGGCUGGGAACUUGGACAUGGCUUGGGAGCUCUUUGAUAAGCUACCAGUAAAGGACUUAGUGUCCUGGAGUGCGAUGAUAGCUGGGUACGGAAUGCAUGGGCAUGCAAAGACUGCGAUUUGGCUUUUUGAUCGGAUGGUGGAGUCUGGAGUAGAGCCUAAUGAGGUCACCUGUACUUCUGUGCUGUAUUCUUGCAGCCAUGCUGGUUUGGUGGAUGAGGGCCUGGGCUUGUUUGACAGAAUGCUAAAGGUGCAUGGCAUGAAACCGAAUGUUGAUCAUUAUGCGUGCAUUGUAGAUCUACUAGGUCGUGCAGGUCGGCUCAAGGAAGCGUAUGAACUGAUCAGAGGGAUGCCUUUUGAGCCAAACCAUGCAGUGUGGGGUGCUCUUCUUGGUGCUUGUGUGAUCCAUGAGAAUGUGGACUUUGGAAAAUUAGCUGCAGAGCGCUUGUUUGAGAUCGAGCCAGAGAACACAGGGAAUUAUGUGUUACUGGGGAAUAUCUAUGCUGCACUUGGGAGAUGGGAAGAUGUGGAAUCUGUGAGGAGAAUGAUGGUGGAAAGAGGGUUGAGGAAAGAGCCAGGGUGUAGUUUAAUUGAGGUCAGGAAUGUAUAGCCAUGAUGAUGCUAGUAAAAAUUGUCAAAUUAGAUUGUCGAGUGGCUUUGGUAAUUAUUUUGUUCUCUAAAUGCUUGUUACGGCAAACAAGGUUGUAGAUUAUUCAGCAAGGGUAUUAUUUCUGAUGUUUCAUUAUUUUCUACAGCCUUGGUUUCUGUAUAGUUCCAUGUUUCCAAAUUAUUAUUACUUUGACAAAGUUAUUAUCGUCAAA
Phoenix dactylifera (date palm) is the source of this 2486-nucleotide messenger RNA. Its product is annotated as Tetratricopeptide repeat (TPR)-like superfamily protein. Gene Ontology annotation, biological process: RNA modification. Gene Ontology annotation, molecular function: RNA binding; protein binding. The record is from RefSeq and is a predicted model, not a curated record. NCBI's taxonomy places the organism in Eukaryota, Viridiplantae, Streptophyta, Magnoliopsida, Arecales, Arecaceae.